This is a messenger RNA of Ornithodoros turicata, 1116 nucleotides long. RefSeq lists its product as uncharacterized. NCBI's taxonomy places the organism in Eukaryota, Metazoa, Arthropoda, Arachnida, Ixodida, Argasidae. Bases 153 to 674 code for a protein of 173 amino acids. The transcript is spliced from 5 exons. The record is from RefSeq and is a predicted model, not a curated record.
UUCUGGCUGCCCGAGUGGGAACGCGUAGCGUGUUGUUCUUGUCGGGCCUGUUCGCAAAAGUCCUUGUGUGCGGAGACGUGUUGGCAGUUUUAGUGGCUGUCGUGCUGUCGCUGUUCCUAGUUUUGUUUUUGUGUCAAGUGCGAACUUGUGACAUGUCACACAUCCUCGUGAAGUGGGAAGAUACUGAGGCUUGGGACGUCUACCCCACGAGGGCCAUGAUUGAUGUCGCCACAGCUUCCGCCAUCAUGAAAGAUCCGACGUUGGUCGAUACCUUUAUCGGAAAGUGUUUUGAGACCCGGUGGAAAGCUGACGCAGAACCCGCCAAAGCUUAUUUGAUCCAGGCCGGUGACGCAGCCAAACUUGAGCGGAAAAGGAACAGACUCGCUACACGUGCAACUUCGCACUCAUCACAAUCGCAUCAUGCACAACAGAGGUGUUGCACUCAUAGCGAGCAAGUACAGGCCUUAGAAAAAGAAAACAACGAGCUAAAGCGCAGGUUAGAGCAGCAGGAAAACUUGAUCGAAUCAGGCAAGAUGGUACGCAGACUAAAAUACAUGCUGAGAGAAGUUCAAGAACAACACGUCCAGAAUAUAUCUCAGACUGGUCAAUGUUUCUCUACAAAACUACAAGUCCACACACAGUCUGUCAGCCUUCGAACAGUGCAGUGCUCGUGAAGUUGGGCCAUGGCAAUGUAUUUGGACACCGGUGGACUUCACACAUAGCAUGUACAGUGAGUGCACAGCAUGUACUUGCUCUCGUGCAACAAUGACGCAACAGAUGCUAAUUAAAUACAUUGCUGAAGUAAUACUGUGCUAGCCUGCGCUAUUUCCCUAUAGCACAUCAUAUCCUCCAGCGAUUCCAGAAUAAAUACCAACUUAUGCUGUUAGUGAUCAGUACAGGCCAGAUUUAUAUGCACUUAAAAGUGCAUGUUCAUGCAUUUGAAAUGUCCCCCAAAUCGUCUGACCCUACUUAUGGCUUUGCAGAACGCGGACCUGGGUGCAGGUGUACUCGUCCGCCAGACCACGCUAACACGACUGGAGCAGACAUACAAAGACCAGCCGUCCAAGUUUGCGAGGUCCCUGAUGAGGGUUUUGUUCACGGACGAGGAGAUGGUGA